GGCCAGGGAGCAUGUCGUUCACAACGAUUCUGUUAAUCACGACAUCCAGAAAGUUGUCAAAGUCGGACCGAUCUCCAUUAUCUCCGGGCUGGUUCAUAGAUUCGGUCGCGUGGUCGGUGCCCCAGAGGUCAUGUAACAGCAGCUGGAACUUGCCUCCGUACUUGCGGACGGUUUUGUAGUUGCUCAGCGCCGAGUCCCAGCGCCCAUCAAGCUCGCCCCAGACCUAUACACGGUUGGCUGCGCCCAUUGGUGCACUGCC
Ilyonectria robusta is the source of this 259-nucleotide messenger RNA. RefSeq lists its product as uncharacterized. The transcript has a single exon. Lineage: Eukaryota; Fungi; Ascomycota; Sordariomycetes; Hypocreales; Nectriaceae. Bases 12 to 179 code for a protein of 55 amino acids. The record is from RefSeq and is a predicted model, not a curated record.